This is a messenger RNA of Orbicella faveolata, 1084 nucleotides long. RefSeq names its product bile acid-CoA:amino acid N-acyltransferase-like. Gene Ontology annotation, molecular function: fatty acyl-CoA hydrolase activity. Gene Ontology annotation, biological process: fatty acid metabolic process; acyl-CoA metabolic process. Lineage: Eukaryota; Metazoa; Cnidaria; Anthozoa; Scleractinia; Merulinidae. The record is from RefSeq and is a predicted model, not a curated record.
AUGUGCCAGACUUUUGUAAGAAAACGUUAUAAAACGAAUAGUGGUAGAUCUGGUCUGGACUGGGGAAUUGAACGUCCAGUUCUGGCCAUCUCUCUGUCACGCAACGCUACUGUCGUCCCUCCAGAGAAGGCAGCGCUGCGUGACAGACAGAGGGGCAGACGUAACUGGUGUUACCAAACUUAUUCAGCAUUAUCCCUGCUAAAGGCCAGUUUAUUUACUAAUUGCAAUUCUGCAGGUGUGAUAGAGAUGUUGGGUGGCACUGGAGGACUUUGGGAAUUCAAGGCUUCCCUUCUGGCAUCGCACGGAUUUGCAGCUCUUGCAUUGGCCUACUUAUCUUAUGAUGAUAUUCACGAAUUGCCAUCAUCCAUGGACAUGGAGUACUUUGAGGAGGCAGCCAACUGGCUCAGCAGUCAUCCUAAAGUCUUGCCGCAUGGUAUUGGCGUUCAUGCCAUUUGCUAUGGAUCCUGGGCCGCGUUGUUAAUGGCAAGUCUUGGAAUGAAAGCGGUCAAAGCCCUUGUGGCCAUUUCACCCGUCAUAAACGCUUUCCCCAUACCAUUUAGUUACAAAGGAAAGGUCUCGGAAAUACUUCCUUUUGAAAAUAGCCAGAAGAUAUCGACAAAAGAAGGUAGCAUCUGGCGUUACGCCAUUCCAGCAGUCAAUGAUGUCAGUACCCCAGUCUCUAACUACUCACCAAUCACACCAGUCGAAAACAUUUCCUGUCCUGUUCUUUUAGCCUAUGGAACAGGUGACCUCAAUGUUGGUUCUGACUUUGCUACAGAACUGAUUUUUAAUCGCCUGAAAGCCCAUGGUAAGGAACGUUUGUGUUCUAUUUUACGUUAUCCCGAGGCGGGACAUCUCAUCGAGCCGCCGUACACUCCACACUGCUAUUCCUCAUUCUCCGGUAUUACUGCCAAAUGGUCUGGUGACCACUAUCUAGUGUGGGGAGGGGAGAUGAAUGCUCAUGCUAAAGCACAAGAGGACGCCUGGCCAAAGAUCUUAAGGUUUCUGCGAAUAAAUCUUCAGCACUCGAGUAAUUUGUAGAAUGCAGCUAAAAGUUUAGAAUAAAAGUGCACAUGGGAACGAU